AGCCCGGAGCCACUCGCCGCCCGCCCGUCCCCGGCAGCGGCUGGGGGCCGGAGCCCUGCCCCUCGCCAAGCGGCUCGGCCGGCUGGGGCUCGCCCCCGGGCUGCAGAGGGUCCCGCUGGGCGCUGGAAGGGGGCUCGGAGGCGGCUCCCCGCACCGGAGCCUCCCGUCCCGGCUGAGCAGCUGCGCCGGGGAGCGCGCCAGGCGGGGCGCAGCGGCCCGGGCGAUGCCCGCCGCCGGAGGCCGCCUGCCCUGAGCCCUUAUGGAGCCCAACCUCACCGCCGGCGGGGCAGCCAACGCGUCCGGCCGGGCGGCGGGCUCGGGCGGCGGCGAGCUGCUCGUCACCUCCGCCUUCGGCGCGGUGCUGUCCUGCAUGUGCGUGGCCGGCGUGGCGGGGAACCUGUACACCCUGGCGGUGAUGUGCCACGCCGCGCGCUGCGCCGCCCCCAUGUACGGCUCCAUCAUCAGCCUGGCGCUGGCCGACCUGCUCUACCUCUCCACCAUCCCCUUCGUCGUCUGCACCUACCUGGCGCAGGACUGGUACUUCGGGGACCUGGGCUGCCGCGUGCUGCUCAGCCUGGACCUGCUCACCAUGCACGCCAGCAUCUUCACCCUCACCCUCAUGUGCGCCGAGCGCUACCGGGCCGUCGCCCGGCCCCUGGACAGCCUCAAGCGCUCCCGGGGCUACCGCAAAGCCGCGGCCGGCGCCGUGUGGUCCGUCUCCCUGCUGCUCGCCCUGCCCAUGAUGCUGAUGGUCACGCUGACCGAGGCGGCCCAGGCCGGGGGCAAGGUGAAGCGGAUGUGCGCCCCGACCUGGAGCGCCGACGCCUACAGGACCUACCUGACCGUGCUCUUCAGCACCAGCAUCAUGGCCCCGGGGGUGAUCAUCGGCUACCUGUACGCGCGCCUGGCCAGGACCUACCUGGAGUCCCAGAGGAACCCGCCCCACAAGGAGGGCAAGAGGUCCCCCCGGCAGAAGGUGCUGAUCAUGGUCUUCAGCAUCGUGCUGGUCUUCUGGGCUUGCUUCCUGCCCUUCUGGGUCUGGCAGCUGGUGCGCCUCUACCACAGCUCCCUGCAGUUGACUUCUGAGACCCAAAAGUGCAUUAACUACCUGGUGACCUGCCUGACCUACAGCAACAGCUGCAUCAACCCCUUCCUCUACACCCUGCUCACCAAGAACUACCGGGAGUACCUGCGCAACAGGCACCGCAGCUUCCACCGCUUCACCUCCUCCUUCCGCAAGCGGAGCUCCAACCUGCAGCGCUCCUGGGGAAGGGCCAUGUCCUCCAGCAACCCGUAUGACUACGGCUCGGAGUCCCUGGGCAUGGCCACGCUGAAGGACAAGUGAGGAGGGAGAGGGGCUCCAGACAGGUGGGAACCAGAGGAAUGUCUGUCCAAGGUAAGCGUUAAGGGCCCCAUAAAGCCAAGGUACCGCUGGGAACUGGCUCUCUGGGUACUUCCUUACAUCUUGGGCAAACUCCUUCCAAGCUUUGUCUAGCUCCCGCUCCGCACUUGUUUUACUUUGGUUCUGUGGUACUACAAUGAUGCCCAGGCUCCAGGACUAGAAACCUGGCAGUCUGAAAUCUCCCUUGUCCUGUCCAUAGUACUGUUAACUGUUCAGAAUGUGUCUCAGGAAACUUUUAAAGACCCUUUCCUAUUUCAUCGUAAACUUCAACUCUCUUUUAUACAGUAGAGUGUUCUUCUGCACUUUGAUCAAACUCUUCUCAUAAGUGGGGAAAGGCUGUAUGGGUACAUUCAUUGUGGCGACGUGGCCAACCCCAGUCAUGACAAGCUCAUGGGCCAAGCCCUCUGGCAUCAUGAGAUUGUCUUAAAAAUCAGGUGAAAUUGAAUGAGAAAACAUUUGGGGUUCUUUUUAUUGGUCUCCUGGUUGUUGCUGCUGCUGUUGGGUUUUGUUUUUCGUUUUCUUCCUUAGGGAUCGGAUUUUCAAG
Dermochelys coriacea (leatherback sea turtle) is the source of this 1946-nucleotide messenger RNA. RefSeq names its product urotensin-2 receptor-like. The coding region runs from base 260 to 1345 and encodes 361 amino acids. Gene Ontology annotation, molecular function: urotensin II receptor activity. Lineage: Eukaryota; Metazoa; Chordata; Testudines; Dermochelyidae. The record is from RefSeq and is a predicted model, not a curated record. The transcript has a single exon. Gene Ontology annotation, cellular component: membrane. Gene Ontology annotation, biological process: neuropeptide signaling pathway; regulation of blood pressure; blood vessel diameter maintenance.